GGAAAGUCAGAAUUUAACCCCGGUCUCCUGGUUUCCAGUCUAUGCUCCGCACUCUAUCCUACCACCAUCCUCAGGUACACGUCGAUGAAUCUGGCCUUCGGUCUUCACCUUUCUCGUGAACUUUCGUGUAUGUUCACUUUCAUCUCGCAGGAGUAUCCUGUUUCUACCAUGUGGACAUAUGGCAGUAAGGGGACGUCUUUCUUUGUCCUUUCCUUAGGUGGCCCCAGGAGCCGGACCAUGGACCCGAUUCACAUCAGCAUGGCCAGCGCGCCCCUGGUGAAGCACACUGCUGGUGCUGGCCUCAAGGCCAGCAGACCCCGAGUCAUGUCCAAGAGCGGGCACAGCAACGUGAGAAUUGACAAAGUGGACGGCAUAUACUUGCUCUACCUCCAAGACUUGUGGACCACCGUCAUCGACAUGAAGUGGAGAUACAAGCUCACCCUGUUUGCUGCCACGUUCGUGAUGACCUGGUUUCUGUUCGGGGUGAUCUACUACGCCAUUGCCUUUAUCCACGGGGACCUGGAGCCCAAUGAGCCCCCUUCCAAUCACACCCCAUGCAUCAUGAGAGUGGACUCCCUCACCGGGGCAUUUCUGUUUUCCCUGGAAUCCCAGACGACCAUCGGCUACGGAGUCCGUUCUAUCACCGAGGAAUGCCCUCACGCCAUCUUCCUCUUGGUGGCCCAGCUGGUCAUUACCACCUUGAUUGAGAUCUUCAUCACGGGCACCUUCCUGGCCAAAAUCGCCAGACCCAAAAAGCGGGCGGAGACCAUCAAGUUCAGCCACUGCGCCGUCAUCACCAAGCAGAAUGGGAAGCUGUGCUUGGUGAUCCAGGUGGCCAACAUGAGGAAGAGUCUCCUGAUCCAGUGCCAGCUCUCGGGGAAGCUCCUGCAGACCCACGUCACCAAGGAGGGCGAGCAGAUCCUCCUGAACCAGGCCACCGUCAAGUUCCACGUGGACUCCUCUUCCGAGAGCCCCUUCCUCAUCCUGCCCAUGACGUUCUACCACGUGCUGGAUGAGACAAGCCCCCUGCGGGAUCUCACCCCCCAGAACCUGAAGGAGAAGGAGUUUGAGCUGGUGGUCCUCCUCAACGCCACCGUAGAGUCCACCAGUGCUGUCUGCCAGAGCCGCACAUCUUACAUCCCGGAGGAGAUCUACUGGGGCUUCGAGUUUGUGCCUGUUGUUUCUCUCUCGAAAACCGGCAAGUACGUGGCUGACUUCAGUCAGUUUGAACAGAUCCGGAAGAGCCCGGAUUGUACCUUUUACUGCGCGGAUGCUGAGAAGCAGAAACUCGAAGAGAAGUACAGACAGGAGGAUCAGAGGGAAAGAGAGCUGAGAACGCUUUUGCUACAGCAGAGCAAUGUCUGACGGCAGUGGUGCUGCCUCGGCUUAUCUCCGAGCGACUUCGCAUCUGAGCUACCUUCCAAUGCAGAGAUCACCAGGAAACUGAAAAUGUGUGGACAUGCCCUGAAACACUGCGCAGACUUACAGACCUGUUCCUCUGAUCUGAUGGCUUUAAACAACCUUUGCCACAUCUGAGAGGGUUCCUUUCUUCAAUGCUCUGUCUGAAGCGAACUCCCCAAAUUCUAAUUUUCCAAAAGGGGGCUGCAUUUCAAAAAAGCUGGUGGAGGGCUAUGGGAGCAAUGUCCUACUGAGUGGACAGACAUUUCAGGAUGCUGAUACUGAAAGGAAAUGCACUUCUUAUACAAGGACGUCAGCUAUAAUAUAAGGUAUUUAUUCAGUCCAAGUAUGAAAGACGUCACAACCGAGAGCUGAAAUGUGGUUCGGUAUCCACUUACAUCGUUGCUUUAAAACACACUCAUUUUUUCAAGCAGAGAAAACAGUAUUUAUAAUGGAGGCUAUCUGGUCAUACAUAAACUGGGGCAAAGGGACUCUGUAUUCACAAAGUAUAAUAAUUCCGUUUUUACCUUUUUCAGUGCAUGUUGAUGUACAGAGUGAAAUUGAUCAAAUUAGGAAUGAACUGUUGUAAAAACAUGCAAAUGGAGAUGAUGUAAUUGUUCACAUUAAAUUUUUUGUUGAAAUGUACUAGCCCCUUUCUGUCUAAACUGACGUUCACAGGUCAGUAGCACCCAUCAGCGUCAUCAGGAGCUUUAUUAGUAACUUAGCCCCAUAUGGGCUUAAUCUGUCAUAGUCUGUAUCUUAACAGGGUCGCCAAGUGAUUCAUGCAAAAAUGAAAGUUUGCAAAGCUUCACUCCCAACAGAGUUUCCGAAGUUAACUUUCUGAAGCCAGGGGACUCUGCUCAUCCCUCAUCCCCUGUUCUUUAUUGUGGACCAGUAUUCCUUUCAGGGGUUUCCUUCCUUAUCUAUUAAAAUACCUUAUCCACAGAGGAACUGCCGUGGACAUUUCAAGAGCAAAAUAACACUCUUGAUAGUAAUGGUUGUCUGUCUCAAGUCAAGUACAUGCUUGCUGAUUACAAUCAGCACAAGAGAAAAUUUCAGCCGCAUAACAAUCGAAAAUUUGCUCCUACGUUGAAGUCCAGGAGAUUGGCUGGGGCCGUGAAGAACAGGAAGAGCCAAGGCGAAGGAGUUCAAAUGCAGAUGACUCCCUGAAGCAUGAACAAAGCUUGAUACCCUGAUAGCAUGUAAAGUGUGCCCUCAGUAUUGAAAUAAAUCUCAUACAACUCAGUGUUCCAGAGUAACGUUUGGAUUUUGGCAGGAUUUAGAGCAUUCUUUGGGGGCGGAGAAUCAAUGCGCCAAGAUUGGCUAAAUGUACAAAAGGUGAACUCUCAUAUCAUUCAGAGCAGGACAGAUUUGAACAUUCAUUGUUCAAAUGAAGAAUGGAUGUGCACGUGACCCCAUGUGUAUGCAUACUCUGACCUGCACACACAUAGACCUGAACACACACACACACACAGGCAUGCUUCUCCUGGCUCUUCCAUCAUGGUUGUGGAAAUUAUCCACAAAGACAUUUGUGAUGAAGACAGCAAAUCUUCGACAAAUGUGCUCAUGUUUAUUUUGUUCUUUAAGAAUGGGAGUGCUGGGACUCAGAGCAAACAAGGCCUGUGAUCUGGAUUCAGGCUAUCUGUGAAAUGGUGUCAUAUCAUGUUACCAUAAUCCCAAGUCUCCUUCCAUUAAACAGAAAAUGUGUCUGAAACCUCUGACCCGGAACUGAACAUUUAACACAGGUAUAAAAACAAUGGAGUUGAAGUUGUGAAAGUUUAAGAAACAAUCCUAAUGCACAAGAAGUUAUUGUCUUCAGUUAUUCAGGAAGUUUUUUUGUUUGUUUGUUUCUGUUGAUCACUUUAUGGCAGUUUGUUUUAGAUCUUCAUUCUCUUUUAAAAAAUCACAUUAGUGUAGUUAGAUAUUAGCCUUUUCAAUUAUUAAACUUUUUAAUUGUAUAAUGUAGUGAAAUCACAGGAAGAUAAUGCCUCGACAUGUUUACAAAUUUUUGCUUGUACCAUAAAGUUUUUUCACAGAUUUACAUCAGUGCUAAUUUAAAUGUGAUCAAGAUUGGGAAUCUUACAUACUUAUAUUGUAUAUGGUACAAUGAUAUAGCAUAAGAUUGAAAAGUCUUUCUUUAUGUUCAUUUUGCAUAUCUAUUUUGGCCAAAUUUGGAAGACUUGAUCAUCUGAUCUAUUGCAAUACACACAAAAUAAAUAUGUAGUUUCUCAAAACCCAGUAUUUGUACCAGUCAAUAAAUCAUGUUAUAACAAACUAUUCAAUAAAUAGCACUAAAGUUGUGUCUGA
Odocoileus virginianus texanus is the source of this 3705-nucleotide messenger RNA. RefSeq names its product potassium inwardly rectifying channel subfamily J member 15 (gene KCNJ15). The record is from RefSeq and is a predicted model, not a curated record. Lineage: Eukaryota; Metazoa; Chordata; Mammalia; Artiodactyla; Cervidae. Gene Ontology annotation, biological process: regulation of monoatomic ion transmembrane transport; potassium ion import across plasma membrane. Gene Ontology annotation, molecular function: inward rectifier potassium channel activity. Gene Ontology annotation, cellular component: plasma membrane.